AUGGCCGACCCUGGUGGACCGGCAGCAGCAGCAGCAGCAGCAGCAGCAGCAGCUCCUGCCCCUGCCCCUCCUGCUGCUUCCUCCUCCCACAACCCAGCGAUUCCCGUCGGCCUGAACGAAGCUGCCCUCGACUCCCCGACCUUCCGCUGCGCCAUCAUCCACUUCGCCGACCAGAUCGAGCACGCCGAGCGAUGGCUCGAGGGCUACGUGCGGUCCUCGACCAAAGUGUCACAUGACAUCCUCGCCCUCGAGGAGACCAUCAGUGCAUUCCUGCGGCAGAACAUCCCUGCAGGCCUUGACGGGCUCAUCGACCCAGACUAUACCCUGCUCUCACUCAAGCGUGUGGGCGAUGCACAGAAGGACUGGUGGGGUCAGAUCCUCGGCGUGAUGCGGCGCAUGGACGGGCUCGCCGCCGAGCCCAUCAGGAGCUUCUUGGGCGGCGAGCUGCGGACGUUCAAGGAGGCGCGCAAGAGCCUGGACGCCGCCCAGCGAACCUUUGACACCACGCUGGGCCGCUACGUUGCACAGACAAAGACCAAGGAGCCCUCGUCCCUGCGCGAGGAUGCCUUUGCCGUGUACGAGACCCGCAAGGCCUACCUCAAGGCCUCGAUGGACUACUGCCAGCUCGCGCCCCAGCUCCGUUUCACCCUCGACAAGCUGCUCGUGCGCGUGGCAUCUGACGUCUGGAAGGAGAUGAGGCGGUGGCGCGACGUGACGUUCGGGUCCAACAGGUUUGCAGACGAGAUGGACCGCAUCAGGGGCUGGUCCAGAGAGAUGGAGGCCAGCGAGGCCGUGUUCAAACGCGAGCUGCAGGCCGCCAGGCGCGACGUGGGCGAGAACGCUAUGGCCACCUUCAAGCCGUCCAGGGAGCUCGAGGACUACAGCUCGUCGACGGUCCCCUUCCUGGGCUCCAGAGGCCCCAUGAACGUGCAGCCCAAGGACGACAAGGCCGUCAUCUCGGAGAAGCAAGGAUGGCUGUUCCUGAAGACCCUCAGUGGGAAGCCUGCAAGGACGAACUGGAUCAGGCGGUGGUACUACUGCCGCAAUGGCAUCUUCGGAUGGCUGGUCCAGGGCCCUCAGGGCGUGCUCCAGGGCGACGAGAUCGGCGUACUGCUCUGCAACACCCGCCCUGCGGUCGGCGAAGAGCGGCGCUUCUGCUUUGAGAUCAAAACCAAGUCACAGAACAUCAUGCUGCAGUCCGAGACGCAGGCAGAGCUCCAGGAGUGGCUCGAGGUCUUCGAGGUCGCCAAGAAGCAGGCGUUUGACGCCAGCGCAGACCGCGACACCAAGGGACUGACGACAGGAGGUAUUGAUCCGGCCUUCGCCAUCACCCCGCCGACCAUCCCCGAGUUCUCAGCAAAGAGCAUCGAGGGCCUUGAGGAUGGCUGGCACCUCGACAGGAGCGGAACGCUGCCUGUGCCCGGUGUGGACGCCGCACGCGCCAGCUUUGACGUCGGUGGUGUCGGCGCCGCGCCCCGCCGCUCUGUCACGGGCCUCGCACGUGAUAUCGCGCGAGAUCUCCCUCGCGAAGAGGGCGAGUCUGGCAGGGAACACGCCGCACGCAUCAUGCAGAGGAUCGAGCUUCAUAGGAGACAGGCCUUCGGAGGCGGCAGCGAUUCCGCCGGCAUCGCCGGCCUGAUCAGCUCGAGUUCCAACCUCCUGCCGGGCUAUGCGGCCUAUAACGCCUCCGUCACCAACCUGGGAGCGGGCUCUUCGCCCAGGCUGCAGCCCAUCGAGGACAUGAAGCACAGCAGCCUUGCGCCGUCCACACUCGCAAAGGCGCCCACGUCGACCUUCCUCACCAGGGCUGCUGUGUCUGCCAGCGCAGGGAGGACGGUGGGCGGUGACAACCCUCCCACCCUGCCGACAGCUGUGGUCGCAAACUAUUGGGGGAGCAUACCCUGGAGCACCCUGUACUCGUCCAGGGAGGAUGACACAAAGUACCUUAGGCUGGACGAUGACCCCUUGGUCGGUGCCAAUGUUGUUCCUGAGGUCCGGACUCCUCAGAUGGCAGCGGGCGAGAACUUCCCGCCGAGGUAUCCAGGCGAGCUCAAGGCACACCAUCCACAGUUCAGACUGCUUUUCCCCAACGUGCCGCUCGAGGAGAAGCUGGUCAUGGUGUUCAACGCCGCCUGGACGAGCACGGCUGCCGAGGGCUCUACUGUGGCCAGCAAGGGCAUGAUGGCCAACGGCCGCAUCUACGUCACCUCUGACAAUAUGUACUUCUACGGCCAGCAGAUGGGCCUCGUGAUCGCUUACACCCUCAGCCUGGACAUCAUCUCGGAGGUCACUGCGGCGCCAGGCAAGGACUGCGACUACAUCUACCUACACCUCAGCCAGAACAUGAACAAUACCGGCCUCACCAGGAUCAUCAUCAAGACCUUCCUGCUCGACCUAAACCUGCUGCACUCCCGGCUCAAUCUUCUCGUCGACGACCUGCAGUCCGAGGAGCCGAUGAACACCUCGGAGCUCAUCACGGCGCUGACGAACCUAGAGACGGAGCAGUACGAAAAGAAGAGUCCCAGCGCGGAGAGCUGGGAGGAAGUAGCCUCCAACACGCCUAUUGAUGACGGUACUGCCACCGGUAGGCCAGUGUACAGGAACGUGUACAACGCCAGGGACAGAGCAGCGCGCCCAGUGCGCAAGCCGGUGCCGAAAUUCCAGCUCCCCGCACACCCGGUCGUGUACGAGCCAGAGGGCAUGGGCGCGCCAGUGGAAGAGCGCAGCUUCGAGCUCAGCUCCAAGGGCUGCUUCCACGUGCUCUUUGGCGACAAGUCCUUCAUCUUCCCCAAGCUCUACUUUGAGCGGCGCGCCAAGGAGAUCGCACAGGGGCCCUGGGAGCUCAUGGACCAGGGCAAGAUGAGCCGUGAGUUCAAGUUCAAGGUGGGCACGUUUGGCAUCGUCGCCUAUGCAAAGAAGAACGCGGAGAAGGACGUUGUCGACCAGCAGGUCAUCGACGUCUUCAGCGACCACUUCACCUACGUCGUUACCUACAUCAAGACGCCAUGGCACCUCCCGCACUCGUCCUCGUUCAAGAUCAUCACCAAGGUCGUCAUCACCCACAUCGCCAAAUCCAAGUGCAAGCUCGCUCUGUAUACCAAGGUGGAGUGGUCUAAGAAGCCACCCUUGUCCAAGGCACUCGUGCAGCGGCAGGCGCUGGAGGACGCGCGGCGCGAUGCCGAGGAGCUCGCCGACGUGGCGACCGACCAGGUGCGCAAGCUGGGCCCGCACAGCCGCACCAAGCGGGCUAUCCAGGUCUACGGCAACAUCGGCCAGCAGACGCAGGUAGUUAUCUUCACGCCGGGCGAGACACAGGAGGACGGCACGGCCGUGAUGCCUGGGAAGAAGAGCCAGAAGAUGAUCCGGCCGCGCACGCUGACCGAGAUGGUGCUGGAGACGCUGCGGAGUAUCCUGGAGAGCGUGGCGACGAGCCUGCUGAUGUGGACCUUUGCCGGCGUCAGGAAGAUCUUCAGCGUCUUCACGACGCACAGGGUGAUCCUGGCUGCGCUGGCGCUGAGCCUGCUUACCAAUGCCGUCUUCACCGGCCGCGAAGGGUCGAGCUGGUGGACCGAGAGGAACGCGGCCAAGUUCAUGUCUCGCAUCGGCGUGGGGCCCAAUACUAUGAUGAGCAAGGCUGUCUACAUCGCGGACCUGGAGGAAGCGGUGCUGGCGCCCGUGGUCGUCGCUCCAGAAGGGGCCAGUGAAUGUUACGACACCUUCCGUUCCAUCAUGAACAAUACCUCACUAGACUCGCCAUAUGAAGAGGCUGGUGCCACCCUCUCCUCGGGCAACAGCAAGGCCACAGCACGGCGGCUCCGACGGACGCGGCAGAGACUAGGCUCGUACCGCCAUGAUCUCCUCGUAGCCAUGCGCGUGGUCAACAGCAUCGAGAAGGAAAUGAUUCAGAGCGAGUGGGAGAACUGGCUUCUGGACGAGGACCUGCGGUGUGAGCAGGUCAAGAUGAUGCUGACCGACCACAGCAACAGCAACAGUAGCAGCAGCAGCGUCACGGCCAGCGCUGGUGCUGGUGCUGGUGGUGAUGCGCAGAAGGUCAUGCGGCCCAUUCACGAGAAGAGAAUCGCGUCGCUGAGGCAAUGGCAUAGCGAGUACUGUGGGAGCUGCAGGGUGGAGAAGGACAAAAUCCUGCUGACGAGGAUGAAGAUGGUGGAUGCAUAA
This is a messenger RNA of Cryphonectria parasitica EP155, 4176 nucleotides long. RefSeq lists its product as uncharacterized. The coding region runs from base 1 to 4176 and encodes 1391 amino acids. Gene Ontology annotation, molecular function: protein binding. Gene Ontology annotation, cellular component: endoplasmic reticulum; cytoplasm; plasma membrane. The record is from RefSeq and is a predicted model, not a curated record. NCBI's taxonomy places the organism in Eukaryota, Fungi, Ascomycota, Sordariomycetes, Diaporthales, Cryphonectriaceae. The transcript has 3 exons.